AUGCAAAAGAAGGCUGCAAUUGGAAUACGCAAACUGGAAUCAUUUUUAUUACCAAUAAAUUCAAACGUUAAUCUUGUUGAUUCAGAUAAUUUUUCUGAAACUUGUAUAAGCAUUGACAUGGAAAUUGAUACAGAAAACAAUACAGAUAGUGACACAGAUAGUGAUGUGAAGACUGAAGCUCUCAUGAACUUGGACUCAGCUAUUAAAAAAUUAGAAAUUGAAGUUAAAAAUAAAAAGUGUGGUGAUACUGACGGAAGAGCUUGUG
Molecule: messenger RNA, 265 nt
Organism: Racocetra persica
Lineage: Eukaryota; Fungi; Glomeromycota; Glomeromycetes; Diversisporales; Gigasporaceae
Source: the annotation of a GenBank genome assembly